CACUUCCGGCGGAUGGGGGGGUUGUCUCGGCCCCGGAAACGGAAGUGAGCGCCUUGGCUGGCCGACUAUAGCGGGUUCAGAGGAUUUCGCAGAGCUGUUUCCAAGAUGAACGCCAGAGGCCUUGGGUCGCAGCUGAAGGACAGUAUUCCAGUUACAGAACUCUCAGCCAGUGGGCCUUUCGAGAGUCAUGAUCUUCUCCGGAAAGGGUUUUCUUGUGUGAAAAAUGAACUUUUGCCCAGUCACCCUCUUGAAUUAUCAGAAAAAAAUUUCCAGCUCAACCAGGACAAGAUGAACUUUUCCACCCUGAGGAACAUCCAGGGUCUGUUUGCUCCCCUGAAGUUACAGAUGGAGUUUAAGGCUGUGCAGCAGGUUCAGCGUCUUCCGUUUCUUCCAAGCUCAAACCUCUCACUGGAUAUUUUGAGGGGCAACGACGAGACCAUUGGUUUUGAGGAUAUUCUUAAUGAUCCAUCACAGAGUGAACUGAUGGGCGAGCCACACAUGAUGGUGGAAUAUAAGCUGGGCUUGCUGUGAUGCAGGGCGCCGUGCAGGAACCACGGAUGUGCUUCUCGUAGUUGCCUCUGCCGAGGUCUGAUGUUCACAGCAUUAAAGUACUGAGAGGAU
Rattus rattus (black rat) is the source of this 621-nucleotide messenger RNA. RefSeq names its product proteasome maturation protein (gene Pomp). Gene Ontology annotation, biological process: proteasome assembly. The transcript is spliced from 6 exons. NCBI's taxonomy places the organism in Eukaryota, Metazoa, Chordata, Mammalia, Rodentia, Muridae. The coding region runs from base 106 to 531 and encodes 141 amino acids. Gene Ontology annotation, cellular component: nucleus; cytoplasm. The record is from RefSeq and is a predicted model, not a curated record.